Molecule: messenger RNA, 2120 nt
Organism: Syngnathoides biaculeatus (alligator pipefish)
Lineage: Eukaryota; Metazoa; Chordata; Actinopteri; Syngnathiformes; Syngnathidae
Gene: sh3bp1
Product: SH3-domain binding protein 1
Exons: 18
Coding region: 73-2106 (677 amino acids)
Biological process (GO): signal transduction; regulation of actin cytoskeleton organization; positive regulation of GTPase activity
Cellular component (GO): cytosol; intracellular anatomical structure; cytoplasm
Molecular function (GO): protein binding; GTPase activator activity
Source: RefSeq, a predicted model, not a curated record
GCAAGGCAGAAGAAGCACGGCAGAAAGUCGCUCGCAGGAGGUCAGCCGCUGUGGAGAAGACUUGCAGCCGCCAUGCUCCGACAGUCUUUCAGCAUUCUGAAGCAGCUGGGAUCUUCGACAAAGUCGCAAGAUGUCAGUGAGCUUCUACACACCGACCUGGUUGUGGUGGAGCAGCGGGUGGAACCAGCCAAGAGAGCAGCGCAGAUGCUCCACAAGAAGCUGCAAGGCUGCAUGCAGAGUCAGACGGGGCCAGACGCCGAAAAACGAAUGAAGAAGCUGCCUCUCAUGCUGCUGUCAAUCAGCAUGGCCGAAAGCCUCAAAGACUUUGAUGCCGACUCCUCCAUCAGGAAGGUGUUGGAGAUGUGUUGUUUCAUGGAGAAGAAGUUGGCAACCUUGCUGGCAGACUUUGAAAUCAAAGUGGAGAAGGAAGUUUUGGAGCCACUGAGCAAACUUGGCGAGGAAGAAUUACCAGAGAUUCUCAAAAACAAGAAACACUUUGCAAAGCUUAAUACGGACUGGAACAAUGCUCGCCUCAGGAGUCAGGCCAGUACCGGUCCCCAGGCUAAGCAGGACGGUCUCAAGGAGGAGGAGGAAGAAGCUCUGAGGAAGUUGGAGAUCAUCAAGAAUCAGUAUUCAGCAGAUCUGUAUCACUUUGCGACCAAAGAAGAGGACUAUGCAAACUACUUCAUUCGCCUUUUGGAGCUGCAAGCGGAAUAUCACAAAAAAUCACACGAGUUCCUGGAUAAAAAUAUAAAUGAACUCAAGGAGAAUUACAGUCAGAAAGGGCCACCGGCAAACCCCUUCGGACCGAAGGUUUUUGGCGAGCCUCUGGGCUCUCAUCUGCUUCAGAGCAACAGAGAAAUCGCAGCGCCCAUUCAAGAAUGUGUCGACAUGCUGCUAAGAACAGGAAUGAGAGAAGAGGGUCUGUUUCGUCUCGCGGCGGCCGCCUCGGUGGUGAAGAGGCUCAAGACCUGUAUGGAUCAGGGGGCGGUCGAUCAGAGUGAAUUCCGCAUGGACCCUCACGCUGUGGCUGGAGCUCUGAAGUGUUACCUGCGAGAACUUCCUGAACCACUUAUGACCUUUGAACUCUACAAAGACUGGUUUAAAGCAGCUGGUGAAAAAGACUGCACAGAAAAGCUGCAGCAGUUCCAAAUACUACUGAAGAAACUGCCACCUGAAAACUACAACAACCUCAGGUACCUAAUUCAGUUCUUGUCGCUGCUGUCCGAGCACCAGGCCGCAAACAAGAUGACGCCCGGUAACAUUGCCAUCGUCCUGGGGCCCAACCUCCUCUGGCCACAAGCCGAGGGGGAGAUCACGCUGAUUGACAUGGCGUCCGCCUCUUCGGUGCAGGUGGUGAUGGUUAUCGAGCCCCUCAUUGAAUACAGUGCCAUGCUCUUCCCUGAAGAGGUAUCCUUUGAGAUUCCGGAGCUUCCCAAGGCCCAAGAGGACCAGGCUAAGAUCACGAAACAAGCGCCACUGAGCAGAACAGUGUCCACCUCCUCCACAGCCUCCUCCACUUCUACUUAUCAUCUCCCUUGCUCCAAGACAAGCAGUUUAUCCUCUGGGGACGCAAUUAGCGUCCCCGCUGUGAAAUCCGAGACGCGCCAAAUGUGGGCCGCUUCUGGACACCAGGCCGCAAUCACGACUCAAACAGACGCGACAACUCUCAGUAUCUCACCCGCCGCAAGACCCAGCUUGUUGCCACAUCCCAGAACCGCAGGGUCCAACGCGCUACAGAGCAGGGACCCCGCCCAGAAACAGUCCUCAGAGCACUUGGAGCCCGUUGCAGAGCUCCCUCCCGUCUCACCGAAAGCAGUCGUGACGAUCGGUACACCCAACAAACCGAAGAGGAACACCAGUGUAAGAAAAGCCAAUGAAACUAACGAGCCGUUGACAGUUCACUACAGCACGACCAGAGGGCCGGUGCCGCCAAAGCCGCGGGCCCCGACAGACGGGAACCAGCCAACGCGUCCCCCACCUCCGGCUCGCCCAGUUGCUCUCAAAAAGCCGCCGGUGAAAAAGCCCGGACUUAAAGCCCCCAGUUGCCCUCCGCCGCUUCCACCUGCAUUACAGUCCAAACAGGCUCCUUCAGUAGCACAGUAAAAGAUGAGAGCCGC